AUGGGUCUAUCCAACAUAACCAUCAAUUUCCAUGAGCCCGGUAAGGUUUAUCUCCCAGGAGAUAAAGUCGGUGUCACGGUCACAGUAGUGAACGACAAGCCUAUGAAGGCUCGAUCAGUGAAAAUGAUUAUAGAGGGAUUUUCUGAAACUGAAAAAUUCCUUUCGUGGAACCAUCAUUUGGUGUACCGUCAGACUAAACUCCUUUGGGUCUCUGACAGUUCAAAGAACCAGAUGCCCGUCGGAACUUUCGAUUACGAGUUCGUUUUCAAACUUCCCGACACUAUUGCACCAACACUCAAUAUAAAAAACGGUCGGAACACUCACAGAGUGUCUGUGCAAGUCGACAGACCAUGGCGUGAGAUAUCCCGCGUGGAUAAGGAACUCACUGUGAGCAAGAAUCUCGGCAAAGAAUACCUACCGUGCUACAACAAGACUAUGGUAUGGGAGCAAAACAUCCAGUCAGGACUCAUUUUUUCUGAUGGAACAAUUCAGGCAAAAUUUGUUACGCCGUCCCAAGUCUUCAAAGCUGGUCAGACAUUCGACACUGAAGUCACACUCAACAACACCAGCGGAAACGCUAUCAAAUCGGUUCAAUACACUUUGUUCCGACAUACUCAUUUUCACAAGAAGUGGCAGCCGACACCGUGUAGCAAUAGCUAUAAGUGCCAUUUACACAACUCCGAACAAUUUUUCACCUAUGGAAGAUACGGAAAAGGAGAGAAACACAAGACACCCGUGGCUCCAUACACCGAGGGAAAGUUCAAGAUUCCGUUCACCAUACCAGCUGAAGCUACUACGCCGUCUUUCGCAAGUGGCAUGAUGACUCAUGGAUAUCUCCUUGUUGCACACGUUCAAGUAAAGGGAGCAAUCACUCUCAGCUCGUACCUUCGUAUUUAUAUCGGAGACGUUGUGGAAAAUGAGGACGUUCAAAGAAAAACUGAGAAGAGGGAGGUCGCUGAGAAGAAGACAACCAAGAAGGAGGAAAUCACCGAAGAGGAAGAAGCGCCACCAUCGUACAGCUCCUGCACUUGA
Molecule: messenger RNA, 1032 nt
Organism: Caenorhabditis briggsae
Lineage: Eukaryota; Metazoa; Nematoda; Chromadorea; Rhabditida; Rhabditidae
Exons: 3
Coding region: 1-1032 (343 amino acids)
Biological process (GO): protein transport
Cellular component (GO): cytoplasm
Source: RefSeq, a predicted model, not a curated record